Molecule: messenger RNA, 1206 nt
Organism: Scomber japonicus (chub mackerel)
Lineage: Eukaryota; Metazoa; Chordata; Actinopteri; Scombriformes; Scombridae
Gene: fbxo16
Product: F-box protein 16
Exons: 8
Molecular function (GO): protein binding
Source: RefSeq, a predicted model, not a curated record
AUGCAGACCAAACUGAGCGCCUGGACACCUCUGAACCACCCGCUGUCCAACAGCAAGGUUUUCGAAGAGAGAAGGAGCCUUCUGGCAAAGUGGUUUGACAGGUGGUCAGACAGCCAGAGGAGGGCGGUGCUGCAGGACUUUGUGCUGAGCUGUUCAGUGGAGCAACUCAGUUUCCUGAGCCUCAGUGUGAGCAGACGGCUCCCUCUGCAGGCCGCAGACUUCACCUGCCUGCUGCCCAGAGCCCUCUGCCUCUACCUCUUCUCCUUCCUUGACCCUCGCAGCCUCUGCCGCUGCGCACAGGUGAGCUGGCACUGGAAGAGCAUAGUGGAGCUGGACCAACUGUGGAUGCCUAAGUGUCUGAGGCUCGGCUGGUGCAUUAACUUCUCCCCCACACCGUUUGAGCAGGGUGUCUGGAAGCGGCACUACAUCCAGACUGUGCUAGAGCUUCGAUUCAGCCCUCCGCAGAAAUAAAAAAAAGUAAAUUUUGCCUCAUCUCAGCAGCAGUUACUGGUCCCAGAUGUGAUAACAAUCAGCAGUAGACAUGAAGAUCCAUCAGAGGCAGUCUUCCUGGGGGAGGAGCGUCCAGUGACUGCCUCCCAGCAAUGUGAAAGCAUCUCGGGGAUGGGACUGAAGAAGGAGAAGCAGUCGACUGUACCGCCACCAUGGAGAGACUCUGACAGGCAUCCUAAAGACACACUACGCUUCAACUACCUCGACAACCUGGACCCCAUUGAGCAAACAAGGAGCAGAGCCACCACCUGCCGCACUAACACACUGAAGCCAGAUGACGAGAGGAAGAAGAAAGCACUGUCUGAGGCGAAUUACAAACUACGCAAAGCCAAAUCGCUGAUGUUCCUCAGCUCAAACUGCAGACCUAAGCAUCCUCCUCCUCCUCCUCCUCCUCCUCUUCCUCAGUCUCGACCCCACUGGGCAUCUCACAGUCACGACUACCCCGUUGCCAAGGAGACCGCCAAGAGCCUGCUGAGGCUGGCCCAAUGGAACGCCGGCAUACGUCCGGGGCCGGUGAGGGCGGCCGUGCCCAGGCUGAGCGUGGAGGCGCUCAGGGCAUCCCAGCGUUCACACAGGAGCGCUCCCAGUACUUCACUGUUUGAGCUCCAGCCCUGGACUGUAUCUGCAGCACACUCACACAAGACGAGCAGUGAAGCAUGUCUCCCUCUUCAGGAAGACAUCGGAACAACAACCUGA